This is a messenger RNA of Hevea brasiliensis (rubber tree), 1188 nucleotides long. Its product is annotated as calmodulin-like protein 8. Bases 546 to 998 code for a protein of 150 amino acids. The transcript has 4 exons. The record is from RefSeq and is a predicted model, not a curated record. Lineage: Eukaryota; Viridiplantae; Streptophyta; Magnoliopsida; Malpighiales; Euphorbiaceae. Gene Ontology annotation, molecular function: calcium ion binding; enzyme regulator activity.
GCUGUGAGAACACCGAAGAGCAACAAGUCUCUCUCAUCUCAUCUCGUGCAAGCAAGACACAGCGCAGCGUGGGUUUUGGUUAAGACUUAAGGCCUUUCCUCUUCGUUUACUCUUUGAAUGCUCUUUGUCUCCUAAACAUCAAACCCUUACAGCUGUCCUAUAUUUUCAUCAAUUAUAUUAUUAUUCACAUCUCUAUACACUAUUGACUUCAACAAUUUAAUUUUUCUUUUAUAAAGAUAAAUAUAAUUAUAUAUAGCAUGCAGAUGCAGAUGCAGAGCAGAGGGAAAUGAAAGGGUCAGAGUUCAAGAGAGAGAGUUUGAUUCUUUCUUCUUAGAUAAAAAAAAAAAUUAUAAUUAUAUAUAAUUCUUUUAUCAUAUAGUAUAUUAUUAAAAAAAAUUAAAUAAAAAAAAAAUUCACUACACUUACCACCACAUUGGAAUUCUACAUAAACCCAGCUAAGAUUGAGCUAUACUUGCUCUCCUUCUCUCUCUCUCUCUUUCUCUCUCUCUCAAGAACUUGAAGAAUUGAAUUUGAAGAUUCAAGAAAUGGCAGACGCACUCACUGAGGAACAGAUUGUUGAGUUUAAAGAAGCCUUCUGUCUGUUCGACAAGGAUGGAGAUGGAUGCAUUACUGUGGAGGAAUUGGCGACGGUGAUUAAGUCUUUGGAUCAAAAUCCGACUGAAGAAGAACUCCAGGACAUGAUUAGUGAAGUGGAUGCUGAUGGAAAUGGCACUAUUGAAUUUGCUGAAUUCUUGACCUUAAUGGCCAAAAAAAUGAAGGAGACUGAUGCAGAGGAAGAACUUAAAGAGGCUUUCAAAGUGUUUGACAAGGAUCAGAAUGGGUAUAUUUCAGCUAAUGAGCUGAGGCAUGUCAUGAUCAAUUUAGGGGAAAAGCUAACCGAUGAAGAGGUGGAGCAGAUGAUUAAGGAGGCUGAUUUGGAUGGUGAUGGCCAAGUUAAUUACGAUGAAUUUGUUAAAAUGAUGAUGACUGUGGAUUAAAAUUAAAAUUAAUUCGUUCAUUUUUCUACCAAAUUAAAGUGCUCCAAAAAAACAAUUAAGCGUUUGUAUUGUCUCUUCCCGUUUGUUGUUGUAUUAGGCAUGUCGAAAUUAUUUUGUCAAUGAUCAUAACGUAGAAUGACUUGAAUAUUCACCAUUUAAUUUCAUUCAAAUUGUGAAUUGCAUUCCUUCA